AUGGGUUUGUGCAAAUGUCCAAGGAAAAAAGUCACGAACCUUUUCUGUUUUGAACACAGAGUGAACGUCUGCGAGCAUUGCUUGGUAGAAAACCACCACGAUUGCGUUGUUCAAAGUUAUCUCCAAUGGCUCACUGAUUGUGACUUCGAUACGAAUUGCCCAUUAUGCGAAAAACCACUGGCUGAGGCAGAAACUAUUCGUCUUCAGUGUUUGCAUCUGCUUCAUUGGUCAUGUCUUGAUCAGUGGGCUCAACGUUUUCCUGCAACUACUGCACCGGCUGGGUAUUGUUGCCCUUUCUGUCGGGAGGCUUUGUUUCCUGCGACGAAUCAGACUUCUCCGAUGAUUGAUGAACUUCGUGCUAAACUUCAACAGGCAAAUUGGGCGCGAGCAGGAUUAGCACGUAAAAAAUAUGCUGGCGCUUCUGAGCUCGAUAUGCAGCCACUUCUGGCGAAAUCCAAUGAUGGUGAUGCUGACAGUGAACAGAACAAGUAUAAGAGACGGCCAGCAAGAGAAUGGCUUAGAGGGAUAUGGAAUGCGAAGUAUGGCAGUAGUUCGCGGAAACAGUUUGCUGGAUGCAAAUUAGUUUUAAUAGCUGUAUUCUUUUUUAUGCUAAUGUUGGUUACUGUAAUUGUUGUUCUAACAAGUGCUGGGACUGGUGCAGAUAAUGAUCCUUUACUUGAUCCCAUGAAUAAUCCCAAUAUUCGUGUUGCCAUAGAUGGCAUGAGCAAUUCAGUCCAAUAA
Angiostrongylus costaricensis is the source of this 741-nucleotide messenger RNA. The record is from the annotation of a GenBank genome assembly. NCBI's taxonomy places the organism in Eukaryota, Metazoa, Nematoda, Chromadorea, Rhabditida, Metastrongylidae.